CAACAAUAAAUCGCUGCAUCAGUAUAUCACAUAGUUCUUAUCAAUAAGCCCAACAAAAUGGGAGUUCCCAAGGUAUGUCAGCCAACAGACCAAAGAUGUCAACAUGGAGUGUCUGCUACAACGCCAUAGGUUGAAGCCAGAAUCUGAUCACAAAGUAGCAUUUGAUCGCAUACCCUCGUCCAUUUGUGGAAAAAUCUUCUCUGUGAUGUGAUCAUGCGUGCAUAUCUCUAAUUUUGACUAAAAUAUUUUCAUGUCAUACCAUACACAUUGCGUUACUCCAGUUUUACCGAUGGAUCAGUGAGCGAUACACCAAGAUCAAUGAAAUUGUUUCCGAUUCUGCCCUUUUACCUGAAUUUGACCACUUGUAUCUUGAUAUGAACGGAAUCAUUCACGGUUGUACCCAUCCAAGCCACAUGGACAUUUCCGACGUCAUUUCGGAACGUGACAUGAUGCUGGGGAUUAUGCACUAUUUGGACCGGAUUAUCACCCAGAUUGUGAAACCACGCGUAUCGGUGUACAUGGCCAUUGAUGGAGUGGCUCCCCGAGCGAAACUCAAUCAACAACGAUCGCGUCGAUUUCGAUCAGCAAAGGACAUGGCGGAGGCAACAAAAGAUCUACCCAAAGAACGGGACGAUGCGGGGAACAUCAAGAAGCCGGAUCUUUUCGAUUCAAAUUGCAUCACUCCGGGAACUGAGUUUAUGGCACGUGUGUCAGAAACUAUCAAAUACUUUAUUAGAAAGAAAAUCAAGGAGGACCCCCUUUGGCGCGAUUUGAAAGUCAUCUUCAGUGGCCAUGAGCUUCCUGGCGAGGGUGAGCACAAAAUUAUGGAACACAUCCGAAUGAUGAAGAACGAACCAAACUAUCAACCCAACAAUCGUCACUGUAUCUAUGGACAAGAUGCCGAUCUGAUUAUGCUUGGUUUGGUUACCCACGAACCUCACUUUACGAUUCUACGAGAAGUUGUUGAUUUCGGAGGUGGCUUUUCCAAUAAGAAUGCCUUGAAAAUGGUUAAGAAACAAACCAAGGAAGCGGAUUUUCAACUCUUGCAUUUAUCAGUUCUGCGAGAAUAUCUUUAUUUGGAAUUCUGCAAGGAUGCUCCCCCUGGAACGCUUGAUCUCGAAAGAACUAUUGAUGAUUUUGUCUUCAUGACAUUUUUGGUAGGGUGCGUACCGCAUGAGAAACGGAAUUUUUCUUUCACUCAAACGAAGACGUUUUUUCUUUUCGUUCAGGUAUGACUCACAAUCUAAUAACGAUCCUAUUUCGAAUUUUGAUUCAUUUUUGCACGCUGUAGAAACGAUUUUUUACCUCAUUUGAACACACUUGAUAUUGGAGAAGGAGCCUUCGACCUCCUAUUCCAAGUUUACAGGGAUCAACGUUCUCAAUGGGGAGAAGGGGAAUAUUUGACAGAAAAUGGUAAUAUUUCAGAUUCGGCACGCUUGGAAACGUACCUCGCUACUAUCGGAAAUGUUGAAACUGAAACGCUGGAGAAUCGCGAAGUCACUGAUGCACAGUAUUUGAAAAAGAAACGUAGGUGGAAUAAACGAGACGGCUUGGAUGCUGGACCAUCUGAUGCAGAACUCAAGGCAGCAGAUGACGCAAAGCAAGGAAACUAUUUGAAUAUGAUACAAAACAUAAUGGGAAAUCAAGAAAAUAGGGAAUUUGUAGAUGGCUGGAAUCCUGUCGGACCCGGUGAAAAGGAUUUUAAAGGCCGUUACUACUUCGAAAAGCUGAAGUUAACACCUGUUGAUGUGAGCGGCCAUCAUGCAUUGCGCCAAGCUUACAUGGAAGGACUGAUAUGGUGCCUAGCGUAUUACUAUCGUGGUUGUAUUUCCUGGGGAUGGUUUUUUCCGUAUCAUUAUGGACCCAUGUUGAGUGACUUACGAAACUUGCCGGAAAUGUUCGAAAAGAUAAAGUUCACUGUUGGCAAGCCUAUCCUUCCUUUCCAACAGCUCAUGUCCUGUCUUCCACCAGCAUCAGCAUCACUAGUACCAAAGCCAUACAGGAUUUUGAUGACAUCGCCAGAAUCUCCUAUUAAACAAUUUUAUCCUACCGAUUUCGAAGUUGAUAUGAACGGAAAGAAGAAUCCAUGGGAAGGUGUAAACUUACUCCCAUUCAUCGAAAUUAAUCUUUUGUUGGAUACUAUAAAGAAAAAUGCCCCAGACGAUAUGUUGUCUGAUGCAGAAAGGAAUCGCAAUCGAGUGGGAGAUAUAUUCCUGUACACUUUUGAUGCCACGGUCAACGAUACGGUUGAGGCCCCGCAUAAAGGUAUUGGUCUGACUGAUAUCGUCAAGUGCAAUUCCCGAGUUACCAUUUUGCCACAAUACGACGCGGAAGGAGUUUCGUUCAAUCCAAAACUUAUUGAAGGAACCCAAAUUCCCUAUCCCGGCUUUCCGUCACUUAAUGUCUUACCCAUCACUUCCGCAGAACUUACACCAAUUGGAGUGAAAUGCUUUGGAUUCCCAUCCAAGUAUCCUACAAUGGUUCUUGAUCUCCAUCAAAUGCCUGAUAUGCCUCCUGUGGAAACACUAGCCGACAAUCUUUUGAAUAGGUCGCUCUUCAUCAAUUGGCCUAUGAUGCAUGAAGCAAAAGUAUGUGCAAUCUCUGAUGAAAAGGGUGAGGUCUACCUUUUCAAGGGAAAGAAAAAACUGAAGAAAUGGAACAAAAUGGAGCAAGAUCAAUGGGCUAGAGAAUCAGAAGAGAUGGUACAGAAUUAUUUGGGUGGUAUCAAUGUCCCCGGAUCUGGUGGAAUCCAGAUUCAACAAGUAAAAAUCCGAUUGCGGUUGUUACCAUUGCAAGGAAUGAAAACGAACCCAUCAAAUGGGUCGAGAAAAAAGUUUUUUGGAAAAGAGGAAGCCGAGGUACCUUUGCAAUUGGCUUUGUGGCAAGCACCUGCGCCUGACCCACGCUUUGUAGAACGCGGUCCGAUGACUCUUGAACAACGCUUCCCUUGCGACUCAAGCGUCGUCUUGACGCAAGGAAAAUACAAGGGAAAUGUCGGCCAAGUAGUUGGCAUCGCUGACGGUAAGAAAGUCGGUGUCAAGGUGCUUACUGUCCCACCUGAAGUUCCAUUUGGUUUAGCGCUAGCAAGGUCCAUCAACGAAUCCUUCGUUUCUUCUUCUGAUGCAUCUCGGAUAUUGAAAAUCAACCCAAUGGUUUUCGGUCGAAUUACCAGCUCGCUUCCAUUUAUUCAAGGAAAUUACGAUCUUGGAUUGAAUCUCAAAUCACACGAAGGGCUAUGUGUCGCUGGUUAUACACGAGAAAAGAAAAUCGACAGAGAAUAUAAAGACGAAAAGAAGGCAUGGGAUACGGGAGAUUCUCUCUUGGUCAUUGGUAGCGCGAGAGCUUUGGGUGAUAGCAAUGGCAAAGACGCCAAAACGGAAAGAAUUCAGUGGGAGUAUACCCCCAAGGCACUCCGUCUUAUCAAUGAGUAUCGCCAGCUAUUUCCUCAGCUUUUUAGCGCGCUUGGAAAACUUUCGAGCGAAAAGAAAUAUGACGCAAAUAAGGUCUUCGGUCCAAAUGGAGUAGAAGUACUCCCUAAAAUAAGGGAAUGGUUGAACAAUAACGAAAGCGCGAAGUUACCGAGGAUCCCUAUUUCUACUCAGGUGAUGCCUCAAGAAGCGGUAACUGCCGUAGAAAAAACAACAGACAUCCGCAAUCUGCAGUUGAGGAAAAAAGGGUUCCCAAAUGAAUCCUUGAUCAAGAUCCCUGGUACUGCUUUGUUUCGUGAAAACUCUGUGAGUGCGACAGAUGUUAUGUUAGCCAGUGAUCACAAUGAAAGCAAAGCUCCAGAACUUGGAGACCGAGUAGUAAAUCUUUGUGCAACCGGAAUUCCAUUUGGUGCAAGAGGGACUGUUGUUGCUAUCCACAAGGCUACAACAGGUUGUGUUGAGAUCGUGAUGGAUGAAGAAUUCGUGGGUGGAACAACUUUGCAGGGACUUUGCUCCAAUUUUAGAGGGAAGCUUGCAGUGUGGGCACAUUUGAUGAGGAUUACUGUCGAAAACAAUAAGGAAAUUACUGAGAAACAUGUCACAAAAGGAUCAGGGAGAGCAAAUGCUCAAAAAAUUUUGUCUGGAAUCGAAGCUCAGGUAAUGAACGAUCCCAAUCCUGCCAUCAUCAAAAACAAGUACCCUAUUGGAGCCUCUCCAGGUCGACAUGGAUCGACUGGUAGAAUUAGAGCAGUUUCGUCUGGAAAAUCACGAGCUGAGUCAAGUGGUAGAGCUAAGCAAGCUGGAUGGCGCGAGGCUGUUGGUCCCCCGGAUAAAGGCAUCGGCUUCAAGGGAAAGAGAAAGGGAAAGAGUGGAGUUAAUCGAUGGAGGGCAUUGAUCAAUGGAGAAAAGAAGAAAAGUGCAUCCAAAGGCAAAUCCAACGAAUUGAAGGCCAUGUUGGGUGUCACUCCUAGCCCAGCACAACACUUGAAGGCUAUGCUAGGAGUCGACUCAAAAGCAGUACCACCAGUCCUGCAAGUCGCCACUCCCGUAGCCAAUGAUCCUACUGCAAGUUUAAAAGCCGUCCUAAAGGUCGGGUCGAGCAGCAUGAACCCUGUUCCGCCACCCCACGGUGGAAUGAGCAACAGUUUUCCGCCGCCGCCGCCAGUGCCGCCCUCAGCCGCAGAUCAGCUUCUGCAGCUCAUGGCGAAGCAACAACGACCUGUGCAGCAGAUGCCGGCCACAGCAUCGGGAGGGUCUUCCUUCAAUUUCGCCUACACGAUUGAGGGUGAAGAUGAACCAGAGCAGCCUUCUACGAAAAAUAUUCCACAGCCUCCACCUCCGCAGAUGGUGCCUCCGCAAGGAAUGCACAUGGGGUAUCCGCCGCCACCAAUGGCAAUGAUGGCUCCAAAUUUUUACGUGGGACAACCAAUGCCAAUCGUAGGACAUCCCGGAAUGCCCCUGUCAACAAUGCCGAUGAUGACACAGCAGCUUCCCAAUGUCCAGCCGUAUCCAGUAACGAAUGGGGGUAAAUCAAGUACUUCUAUCAAUUAUGCAGCGAGAAAUCAUUCUUCAAACGUGGCUGUUUCGGAAGAAGAGUUUCCUCCUCUUGGGUCUACAACACCCGCGAAGAAGGAACAGCAAAAUUCUGUUCCCACACCUGAAGACUCUACUACUCCAAAAGAAACGCCUGUUAAGCCCAAAACUGCUCCUCGAAGCUUUCUUGUUCCUUCAAAUGUGAAGGCUGGAAAAAAAUGAUGACUGGUCUUAUAUAGCGUCGAUUGAACGUUUCGGGUACAAGUGUGAUGGUGAAUAUGACGAAAAACCAAAUAAAGAAAUGAUAAUGAU
Pseudo-nitzschia multistriata is the source of this 5273-nucleotide messenger RNA. NCBI's taxonomy places the organism in Eukaryota, Bacillariophyta, Bacillariophyceae, Bacillariales, Bacillariaceae. The record is from the annotation of a GenBank genome assembly.